AAACUUUAAUUCUCAUUUAAUUUAUAAUUAAAAACUGCUUUAAAAAAGGUUUUGUGGAUCGGGUGUAGUUUAGUGCUGAUAUCUAGGUCUGUUACGUCAUCUAGGCGUUCGCUCUUACUAAACUAAAAUGGCGCCAACGCCGUUCGUUGCUCCAUAACUCCGUCAACGCGUACCAUGUUUUAUCGGUUACUGUGUUAAAUUACAUAGUUUGGUGUAGUAAAUGUUAUAACAUUUAUCUGGUUAAUGAUAAUCAAAGUUAAAUACUUAGCUGACCUUUACAAAAGUGUAAUUUGGCACGUGCAUGAGUUAUUUUUAGAUAGCUUGGACGUGUCGCAUUGCAGGACAAAUCAAUAAUGGCUCGAGACAGGUUUGCCUCCACAUCUUCCACAGAUGAGAAUGAAUCUGGCACUGAUGGAGAGUCUGAGAGAAAACCAAUCACUAUUUCAUAUGGAGGAUUACCCAUGACAUCGCAACAGGGUAAUAUAAUAAUUCGCAAAAGGCGCGGCAAUCUACCAAAGGCGUCGGUGAAGAUAUUGAAACGAUGGCUGUAUGAACAUCGGUAUAAUGCAUAUCCUAGUGAUGCUGAAAAACUAGCUCUUAGUCAGGAAGCCAACCUAACGGUUCUACAAGUAUGCAACUGGUUCAUAAACGCCCGUCGCCGUAUUCUGCCCGAGAUGAUCCGUCGGGAGGGUCAAGAUCCGCUUCAUUACACCAUCUCGAGACGAGGUCGGAAACAACUCAAUUCAAGUGAUGCAGAUGCUGAGGUUGAUGCCAGCGCUAGCAACCUUGUGGUCACUGCCUGGGACGGCUCUGAGAUUGAGGGUGACGGCGAAGGCGAGAGCGGUCGGGACCACGACUACGGCGACGGUCUGCUCGUGUACCGAAGCGAUGGCGAGGGAACUGACCGGUCCCACGACGAAUACUCCGAGGACAAGUACGAUCCCGCCGUUUGGCACUCCGUCAUCCGCUACGGAGCUGAUGAUGCACAUCCGGCCGCGCGCGGAUCGGCAGCGGUAGUGACGGUCCGCACUAUGGACGGUGAAACCGUCGAAGGCGAAGUUCAGAUGGAGACGGACGAGGCGAGCGGAGCAGACACGAGUACGGCCAGCUGGCCCCAGAUCGCUAUUCCGCCGAUGCCUAAAACUACACGCCGUCGCCUUCAGGUCGUGGGAACUAGCGUGCCAGAGACACGUGUAGAGAAAGACAAGUUCAAGUGUCUGUAUCUGCUGGUGGAGACUGCGGUUGCUGUACGCCAACGAGAAAAGGAACAGGACGAACUCCCCGUCUAGGGUAGCAGGUUCGAUUUCUGACCGAACAACUUUCGUUUAUUUUAUCAAAUUUACGUUCUACAAAAAUUCAGUUUGUACACUAUCAAUUGUGAAGAAAAAAAUUGUUAUGAUGUUUUUAGAGAAAGUUGUUCCAUUUAAUCGAAGUAUACCAAUUUUGUAUCAUCAUUAUAUCUAAAGUAACAUAAGGAGGUAAUAAAUUCGACCUGUAAUUUUUUUUGUCAAAUUGAGUUACAAAGUAACUACAAUGUUUUAACUCCAGAUUUGCUUUUGAGUUCUAACUAAAAAUAGCUAUGAAGAUGAACAUGUUUUCAUGUAAAAAUACAUACUUUCCAUGGCAAACAUUACUUCCAGAGAUUAUUCUCAACAAUAAUAUAUCAAUAAACCAGAUUUUACAAUACAUAUAAAACUCAAGAUAGGUAAAUAAUGGA
Molecule: messenger RNA, 1717 nt
Organism: Pieris brassicae (large cabbage white)
Lineage: Eukaryota; Metazoa; Arthropoda; Insecta; Lepidoptera; Pieridae
Gene: Achi
Product: iroquois-class homeodomain protein IRX-2-like
Exons: 7
Coding region: 354-1289 (311 amino acids)
Biological process (GO): regulation of transcription by RNA polymerase II
Molecular function (GO): DNA-binding transcription factor activity, RNA polymerase II-specific; RNA polymerase II cis-regulatory region sequence-specific DNA binding
Source: RefSeq, a predicted model, not a curated record